Sorghum bicolor (sorghum) is the source of this 2109-nucleotide messenger RNA. RefSeq lists its product as uncharacterized. NCBI's taxonomy places the organism in Eukaryota, Viridiplantae, Streptophyta, Magnoliopsida, Poales, Poaceae. The transcript is spliced from 6 exons. The record is from RefSeq and is a predicted model, not a curated record. Bases 1 to 2109 code for a protein of 702 amino acids. Gene Ontology annotation, molecular function: nucleic acid binding. Gene Ontology annotation, biological process: DNA integration.
AUGGUUAGGGAAGGAAUAGUGCUAGGACACUUAGUGUCUGAAAGAGGUAUUGAGGUAGACAAAGCUAAAAUUGAAGUAAUUGAACAACUACCUCCACCUAUGAAUAUAAAAGGAAUUCGAAGCUUUCUUCGCCAUGCUGGUUUUUAUCGAAGAUUCAUAAAAGAUUUUUCAUUUAUUGCUAGACCACUUACUCUUUUGCUAGCCAAGGAUGCUCCUUUCGAAUUUGAUGAUGCAUGUCUAACAUCUUUCAAUUUAUUAAAGAAAGCACUCAUCUCUGCACCAAUCAUUCAACCCCCUGAUUGGUCGUUGCCUUUUGAAAUUAUGUGUGAUGCUAGUGAUUAUGCUGUGGGGGCAGUAUUGGGACAAACUAAAGAUAAGAAGCAUCAUGCAAUUGCUUAUGCCAGGUAUGUACCACCAGGAGCAAACAAGAAGAAGCUUACUCAAGAAAGUCGUUCACAUAUAUGGGAUGAGCCAUACCUCUUCCGAGUAUGCUCUGAUGGCUUACUCAGGAGAUGUGUGACCACUGAGGAAAGAUGUGGGCCAUGUCAAAGACACGGAAAAAUAAAUACAAGGGAUGCAAUGCCACUCACCAACAACCUUCAGAUUGAGCUCUUUGAUGUCUUGGGAAUAGACUACAUGGGUCCAUUUCCUCCAUCAAAGAAGUGCGAGUACAUCUUGGUGGCAGUUGACUAUGUCUCCAAGUGGGUAGAGGCAUUACCUUGCAAGCAUGCCGACAACGUCAGUUCAAAGAGGAUGUUCGAAGAAAUUAUAUUUCCAAGAUUUGGAGUCCCCAGAGUAGUGAUAAGUGAUGGAGGAGCACACUUCAUCGACAAACGCUUCAAGCAAUACCUAUCAAGACAUGGAAUCCGUCACAACGUCGCUACCCCCUAUCAUCCUCAGACAAGUGGCCAAGCAGAGACUUCCAACAAACAAAUCAAGAAUAUUCUUCAGAAGACAGUAAAUGAAAUGGGAACGGCGUGGAAAGACAAGUUACCCGAUGCACUCUGGGCAUACCGGACAACAUACAAGACCCCAAUUGGGAUGUCUCCAUACCAAUUGGUGUACGGGAAGACUUGCCAUCUACCUGUUGAACUAGAAUUCAAAGCACACUGGGCCAUAAAGAGGUGGAAUAUGGACCUAGAUGUUGCUGGAGAUUAUAGAAGAAUGCAACUAUCAGAAUUGGAAGAAUGGCGAGAGAAGGCAUAUCACAAUUCAAAGAUCUACAAAGAAAGAGUCAAGAGGUGGCAUGACAAGAGAAUCAAGAAGAAGGAGUUCACACCCGGAGAUAAGGUAUUACUUUUUAAUUCCAGGGUGAAGCUUUUCAGGCAUGGAAAACUCCGGAGCAAAUGGGAAGGAGACAUUGCUGAGGACCAUGAACUAGCAGAGGAUGAAUCGGCAACGCGCUCGCCCCUCAACUAUGGUGAAGCCAUCAUAGUCCUUCCUGGGACCGAUGCAAAUGAGAACCAGAUUGGCCGAUUCUUCCAAACGUUCUACAACGGUCUUUCCAGGGAUCAUCGGGCUUGGAUGCCUUAUGAAGGUGAAGAAUCUAGGUUCCCUCUCCUCUUCCAUCUUGCCGGUGAUACACUCAACAAGGAUAAUGACCUGAUGAUGGCAAUUAUUAACCCAAGGGCAAUCCCAGUGAACAACUUUGGCAGUGGAAAGAAUACCAACACAACUUAUGAAUUCUACAACCCAUCUGCUUUAUCCCGCCAGUUAGCUUUUGGUCAGCUGCCCAUCAAACUUUGUUAUGCCGAUGUGGUCAAGCCAAGGGAGACAAUAACCAGCAGUCUUGAAUGGAUCAGGGUAGCUCAACUUCAUCCAGAUGCCGAUACAGAUGUUGAUCUAUCGGCUUGGGUCCCAGCUUCCUUCAUUACUGAAUAUUACAAGCUGUGGUGGGAAGAAUGGAAGGAACAACUGUUCACGAUAUCGGUUCAUAUGUACCGGAACAUGAUUCACCCUGAGCACAAAAUUCCCGAUGAUGUUGUCGAUGACCCAGCACCAUCAGUAAGCAGAAGUGGGCGGUCGUACGACCUCCAUCUAGUAUCUCUAGUUUCUCUGAAACCGUCGCAGAGCGCCGCCGCGACCCUCCGCAUGAAGCCGCCGUCCUGA